This is a messenger RNA of Colletotrichum higginsianum IMI 349063, 558 nucleotides long. RefSeq lists its product as uncharacterized. The record is from RefSeq and is a predicted model, not a curated record. The transcript is spliced from 3 exons. NCBI's taxonomy places the organism in Eukaryota, Fungi, Ascomycota, Sordariomycetes, Glomerellales, Glomerellaceae. The coding region runs from base 1 to 558 and encodes 185 amino acids.
AUGCAUUUCGUCAAGUCCAUUUUCCUUCUGGGCCUUCUGGCGGUCCAAUCCCUGGCAGGGCCCGUCCGUGUUCCCCGAAAUGAGAAGAACUCGGCUCUUGCGGCCUAUGUUGCGGCUCGUGAUGAGCCCGUUGGGAAGAGAGCCGCACCCCCUGCAGACUUUGUGGAUUGGCCAGCUGGUGAGGUGGUCGACAUGAGCGCGCAUGGUUCAGCCCGUCGCGGAGAGGCACUCACCCAAGACGACGACAACGACAAGUUCCUUGCCCACAUCUCCGCCGUCAACUGGCAGGCACAGCUGAACAGACUGUACGAGGCCACAGACCUUUCCAGUCCGCGAGUCCGGAUCUUCGUUCCCCGUCCCGUCGAGGGCCCAAUGUACGACAUCCAGAAUUCCUGGAACGAGGACGUCAUCUCGCACAUCAACGGACAGUGGGGCGAAGACUACAGCAUCGAUGUCAAGAUCCGGGACGGGAGCCGUAACGAUGAUGUUGGGGGUUCGCGCCUGUGGAUCGACGGAAACAACAACGUCCACUGGAGCGUUACCGGGCAGGUGAUCUGA